Emiliania huxleyi CCMP1516 is the source of this 540-nucleotide messenger RNA. RefSeq lists its product as hypothetical. NCBI's taxonomy places the organism in Eukaryota, Haptophyta, Isochrysidales, Noelaerhabdaceae. Bases 1 to 540 code for a protein of 179 amino acids. Gene Ontology annotation, biological process: phosphatidylethanolamine biosynthetic process. The transcript has 4 exons. Gene Ontology annotation, cellular component: cytoplasm. Gene Ontology annotation, molecular function: ethanolamine-phosphate cytidylyltransferase activity. The record is from RefSeq and is a predicted model, not a curated record.
AUGCCGCCUUCGUGGCUUUCAUCGUUCGCGCCUGCCGCCGCCGGGUUCGUGCUGGGCGUGCUGGCGCUCACCGCUCACUCGCACGCGCAGCGGCGGCGGCCGCGGCGAAGGCGGCGAGUCUUCGUCUCCGGCUGUUUUGACCUAUUGCACUCGGGCCACGUUGCCUUCUUCGAGGAGGCUCGCUCCACCCGUACCGCCGCCGCUCUGGGCGAGCUGCACGUCUCCGUCGGCAACGACGCCAACGUCACCGCCCUCAAGGCUGCGCCCAUGUUUCCAGAGGCUGAGCGGGUGUACAUGGUUGGCGCGAUCCGGUGGGUGUCGCACGCGUUUGUCGCCAGGGGCAUGGGGCACGACCAGGGCCGCCCGGGAAUCGCUGCGGUGCGACUGGGCGGAAGAGGCGACCAGCCGAGCAAGCGGCAGCAGUGCGCCGAGCGGGGCAUCGAGUACGUCGUGGCGAAGCGCGCGCCGCAGGCGGGGCUGCACGCCCGCUCGUCCACCUCCAUUAAGGCGAGCCUCGCGGCGGCCAAGAAGAAGGGGUGA